Tachysurus fulvidraco (yellow catfish) is the source of this 1376-nucleotide messenger RNA. It is a transcript of the gene tmem81, whose product is annotated as transmembrane protein 81. The transcript has 2 exons. Bases 139 to 897 code for a protein of 252 amino acids. NCBI's taxonomy places the organism in Eukaryota, Metazoa, Chordata, Actinopteri, Siluriformes, Bagridae. The record is from RefSeq and is a predicted model, not a curated record.
GCAGCACUGACGAAUGAUGUCACUAACUGAAUUCAGUGUCGCUAUGAUUUUUUGAAUCAGCCACAGAAUUUUAAAUAUAUAUAUAUUAGUGUUGUCAAAAGGUAACGUCCAACAUCAUCCACUGGAGCACCAUUAAUAAUGCGCUACCUUGCCCUCUUUUUGAUUGUGCUUCAUUUCUGCAGCCAGUGUGAGGCCUUUAGAGGUGUUGAUCUGGAAGAUCUAGCUUCCAAUAACACAUGGGUGAUCACAUACAGCUCAGGCUGUAGCACCACCUGCGGACUGGGAAUCCGUACCCAGAGGCUCUGCCCUUUGGGCACUGAUCCCAAAGCUAACUCCCCGGCAUGCAGAGUUCGUCAGGUCCAAUGUCUGGACAAGUGGCAGUGUGGGCUGCAGCUUCAAACAGUCACUGCAGGACAGUUUGUGGAGCUGGAUUGUUUCGAGGAAGUCAUGGAAGCCAUGGGCCGGUUUGCCUUUGCAGUGUCGUGGCACUUUGCACGAGGUAUUAUAACCACCAAUAACCGCUUCUUUAUACAGCGUGACGUCCCCGGGCUGGACAGGAUCGUCCUGAAUCGGGUGAAAGAGGAGGAUGCUGGGACGUAUCGCUGUGACGUACUGGACACAUCUUACCGAAGAGUAAAGAGGAUGUAUAAAGGACUGAAGGUUUUAUCUGCAAAUGUUCUGAAUCUAAAAUUCACAGAGGGUUUGACCGAGUGGGAGAAACCAAUAGAGAAUAACAUAACUGUUGUCACUGGGAAACUGUAUCCGAGGGGCACCGUGCAAAAGGUUGUGCUGCUCAGUUUCUGCAUAUCCAUCAGCACAGCUAUGAUUGUCUUCCUUGGUCUGUUUGCGUUUUCUUACUGUAAAAGGUCAACAAGGAAGGACCGAAUUUCCCCAUGAGUGUAAAGGAAACCCCUGAUGAUUCAUUAGAUGUUUUUUCUCAAAUGCACACAGAGUAAAUUUUUCCUCUUGCUGUGUCACUUAUAUGCAUUACUUGUUCUAAUCCCAAUACACAAGACUCUGGACUGUCAUGGAAAUCAAUAGCUAAUGUUCACAAGGUGACAGAGUAGCACUUUAACAGCAGUAUGCAGUGUUAACUGUUUAAGAAUGCAAACACAUUAAACAAGAAGGAAAAAAACACCACAGGUAAAUAAACUGGUGGUUUAUUGAAUGAUAGCAUUAAAAUUGUGUGCUCACCACAAGCUCUCUCAAUAACAAACCAGUAAAAGGUGCUCUUUGAGGUGAUGCUACAAUCUACAAACUUAAUAUUAAGGCAGAGAGGCCCGACUUCAUCGUCUCACAGUAGAACGCAAUAUUACAGAACCCAGGAGCAGUUUUUAUAUUAUCUUUUAUACUUAAAAAAAAAAAAAAAAAAAGAA